This is a messenger RNA of Scaptodrosophila lebanonensis, 759 nucleotides long. RefSeq lists its product as uncharacterized. Lineage: Eukaryota; Metazoa; Arthropoda; Insecta; Diptera; Drosophilidae. The transcript has 2 exons. The coding region runs from base 93 to 566 and encodes 157 amino acids. The record is from RefSeq and is a predicted model, not a curated record.
UGCCGGCGAAGUUCUGGUUCAGAAAUUUCGAGUUGAACGCAGAUGCAUACGGGCUUAACGAAAAGCAAAAGUAUGUCCAGGCACGUGCAAAAAUGACGAACACUGCCCAGCUGUUUUUGGAGUCAACACAUGUGUUUGAAUAUGCUGAACUCAAGAAGCUUUUAGAGGAAGAAUUUAAGUGCGACUAUAAGUGUAGUGCAGAUAUUCAUACCGAGCUGCGUGAGUGUCGCAAAUCCAAACAGGAGUCAUUUCACGAAUACAUGCUUCAAAUGAAGAAGAUUGCUGCAAUUGGAGACAUUGACACGCAAUCAGUAAUACGAUAUGUUGUUGAUGGGCUGCAAAUGAAGAGCGACUUUAAGUAUACUCUGUACAGUUGCAAAUCGUUUAGAGAGCUGCAGGAGCAGUAUGAAGUCCGAACCGAAAAGUAUAUCCAGACAGUGCCGAAAAGAAGAAUCAUUGCUUCAACUGUGGAUCCACCGAUCAUUUACGAAAGAAUUGCCAAGCCGCUACAAAGUGUUUCCGCUGUAACCAGAGUGGACAUAUGUCCAGAAAUUGUCCAGCAGUAGCAGCGCCAGCCGUGCAUGUCGUGCGUGAUGAAAAGCGUUUUAAAGUGGUACAGGUGAACAACAUCAAAGUGAACUGCCUAGUCGACACAGGAGCUGAUGUCUCAAUUAUGAAGAAGCGUGUUUACAACCAGAUUAACAAUGUUCAGUUGCGUAGUUGCUUUUCAAACCUGCGUGGCUUGGGCAACAAUAUUAC